This is a messenger RNA of Linum trigynum, 7622 nucleotides long. NCBI's taxonomy places the organism in Eukaryota, Viridiplantae, Streptophyta, Magnoliopsida, Malpighiales, Linaceae. The record is from the annotation of a GenBank genome assembly.
UUAGAAGAUCCAAACAUAUAAAUUAUAAAAUAAAUCUCUCCGGCCAACCGGCCGGGUAGAAGGCUAGUAGAUCAUUAGACUAAAGUGUUGUUUGCUGAUGGGAUUUCGACGUGAGGAAUUUACAAUGCUAUAUAGCAUUGGUGUUAUAGGUUUUUGUCUUUAUGGUAUGACUUGAAAUUAUACCUUUAACGUUAUGGUACAACUUCGGGUUGUACCUAUAUUUUUUGUACAAAUUUUUUUAUGGUACAACUUGAACUUGUACUCUUAUGUGAUGGUACAACUUCAAGUUGUAAAGUUGUACCAUAACAUAAUGAUACAAAUUUCUUUAUGAUACAACCUGAACUUAUACAUUUAAUGGUAUGGUACAACUUCAAGUUGUACAUAAAGCACCAAUGCUAUAUAGCAUAAUAAAAGGGCUCUUUGGAUGUUGUAUUUAGUCUCCAAAUACAAACUAUCAUGUUUUUUUUGUCCAAACCCAUUGUUUGUUAAGGACUUAAGGUAGGCAAAUCCGUGGACCCCACGUAUUUGUAAAUACCACAUUUCAUUUGGUAUUUGCAAAUACCACAUUAUGGAAGAUAAAUUUUUGACAACCAAAUAUCAAAUGAACUAAAUCCAUGAUAAAAAAUUCAACUAAACAAACAAUGUUAUCUUUCAAAUACAAAAUACAACAAAUCCAUCAUAAAGUUUUCAAAACUCAAAACCUUCAUUUUCAAAUCCAACAAGCAAACGAGCCCUAAGAAGACUCCGGAUAUGGAGAAGGAAGAUCUGCUGCAACUAGGGAUGGCAAUUUUGCCCAUACCCAUGGGUAUUUUACUAUCCAACCCAAUUGGGUUGGGUAUGGAUUCCAAAUAAAUGGUAGAUGGGUAGAGUUAGAUGGAUUUGUACCCAUACCCAUUUACUUGGGUUGGGCUGGGUUUUUAACACAUGGAUUUGGGUUUGUACCCAUGCCCAAAGGCAAAUUACAGUUUGGUUCCUGAACUUAAUAGAUAUGCAUAUUUAGUACCUAAAUUUAAUUUUUUUGCAUAUAAGUUCUCAAAAUAUUGAUGGAAAAUUACAUUUUAGUACCUAAAUUUUUUUGGUCUUACAUUUUGGUACCUAAACUUUUCGAGUUUUACAAAUAGGUCCAAUUUUUGUGUGUGUAGUUAAAACACCCUCAAGUAAAUGGAUAUCCAUAUCCAACCCAUACCCAUUUACAUAAUGAUAUGAAAGCAAUAUCCAUACCUAACCCAAACCCAAACCCAUAUACACUUCAUCCAAACCCUACCCAUACUAAAUGAAUCUAUUUGGAUUUGGGUAAAAUUACCCAUGGAUGGGUAAUUGCCAUCCCUAGCUGCAACCUCCUUAGCAAACAACUUUUUCUUCUUUCUCGUUGGAACGAGAGAUAUUUAAUCAAGAUGAAAAUAAUUAAUAUUUGUUGUGAUCGAGUAUUUCAAAAUAUGAUUGACAGAUGAUUCAAGACAUAAAAUUUGAUCAACUGUAAUGAUAUUCCGCAGAAUAUGGUGACUGAGGUUCGGAGUAAGAAUAAAAAAACAAUGUCAAUGUAUUACCAUUGAGCCAUAACCCGCUAUGUAUACCAUAACAUAUUGUUGUUUGGAAUAGAAAAGUUUGUGGAUUAAUUCUAUCAAUGAUAAUGGGAUAAUGGGAUAAGUCGGGUGAGUAUCUCAAUAUUUAUAUCUGUUCUGUGGUAGGUGGGAUUCUGAUUGGGUAAUUUAUUACAGGGCAUAGAUUGAAGCAGAUCGAUCCAUAUGAGUACAGAAUCUAAACGAAAGAUAUUUAAAUAUUCAUUUUUUGCAUUUAAAAAAUCAAAACACAAACUAUAACAUGAUGAAUGCAAUUAAAUUAUUCACGAAAUUGAGAUUUUACCUAUUUACAACUUUAUUAUAGCUAAACUAUGAGGUAAUAAAAAGCAAAAUACUAAGUAAUCUGAAUAAAAUUACAUGUGAUUUAAACAAGAACGUGUCAAGAAUGGGGCGAGUUAAGGCAUUGUCAGGUCGAGGAGAUUACCCAUACUUGCCCCACCUCGCCUAUGAGUUGGAUAUUUUCCAAUCCAAAAUAAGUCAAGCAAAUUGAGUAAAAUGGAUGAGAUCGAAAUUGUCAUCCGAUUAGAAACUAAAACUACCAAUGUCGAGAUAGGAGUAAGGGGCAAGGGGCAACAAGUGCGCGGAUAAUUCAGCCAGUUAUGGCCAUUGUAUGCCUCCGGACACCCAUCCUGUUCCUAUCUCGAAUCCGACUCAGGGGAUCUCCGAGCCUCGUCUGAUGUUGAAUGAAAGCUAAGAUGCUAUCCAUAUGUUUAAAAAAUAAAAAAAGUAAGGGCCAAGUGGCAAGACAACAUCAGUAUAAUUGGGCUGGGCUUAGAUAUAUCAUCAUUUCCCACAAAAGGGAAAAAGCCUAAAAUUGUUCGAAGCGUGCAAUAACUUAAGGAAGCCCAAAUGAAAUAGGCCAGCCCAAGGAAUCUCUUGCUCUCCAAACCAGCUGUCUUUCUUCUCCAACCACCGUACCGGAGAAGGAACAAACGCGCCAUUAAUCGGGAAGCAAGCAGAAGCCUUUCACUCAGAGGAACGAAGCAAAGAGAUCGCACAGGUCUUUAAUCGGAGAUCACGCGUCGUAGCUAGCGACUUCGAUCGGCAAGAUGAGUUUCCUCUUCGGGAACAGAAAGACUCCAGCUGAGCUGCUGAGAGAGAACAAAAGGAUGAUCGACAAGUCAAUAAGGGAUAUAGAGAGAGAAAGACAAGGUCUUCAGACCCAGGAGAAGAAGCUGAUUGCUGAGAUUAAGAAGAAUGCCAAAAAUGGGCAGAUGGGAGCUGUAAGAGUAAUGGCUAAGGAUCUUAUCAGAACAAGGCAUCAGAUUGAAAAAUUCUAUAAGCUUAAGUCGCAACUCCAGGGUGUCUCUUUGAGAAUACAGACCCUGAAAUCGACUCAAGCAAUGGGGGAGGCUAUGAAAGGUGUGACGAAAGCAAUGGGACAGAUGAACAGGCAGAUGAAUUUGCCGUCCCUUCAGAAAAUAAUGCAAGAGUUUGAGAGGCAGAACGAAAAGAUGGAAAUGACUUCAGAGGUGAUGGGGGAUGCCAUUGAUGAUGCUCUUGAUGGAGAUGAAGAAGAGGAAGAAACAGACGAGCUUGUGAACCAAGUGCUCGAUGAGAUUGGGAUCGAUAUCAAUAAUGAGCUUGUUAAUGCACCUUCAUCUGCGGUCUCUGCACCAGCUGCAAAGAACAAGGUUGCUGCCCAAGCUGAAUCAACUGGGAAUCACGAAGACAUUGGUGGACUAGAUGAUGAUUUGCAGGCAAGAUUAGAUAAUUUGAGAAGGAUGUGAUUCUCAGAGAAGAAAAUCAAACGAAACGACUUUGUAACUAUAUGUGUGAGACCCAUGGUAAUGUUUGUGCUGGAAAUCUUUACACAGCAAACUCUUGGCUCUUUCUCAGUUAAUGAUUGUACAUAUUUGAACCCAUGCCGAUGAACUUCAACGUCUGAGUGUCUUGACACUAUCAAGCUGUCGAAAAGACACUUACUGUGUAUUUACAAAGCUUUAUGAUCUUUUAUUGAAUAAGAGUGAUACUUUACUAGCAUACUACAAAGGAACAAGAAAAUGGUUUGAGAAUACUUAGGUACCUGAGGUUUAGACACCAUUUAGCAAUCCUACUGUGGAGAUUGACUCACUGUCAGGCUCUAACCGGUCGAUGGAAGCCCGACAAAGGGGACACUGAGAAUGGGAGUAGAGCCACAUGUCUAUGCAAGGUGAAUGGAAAGAGUGGUUGCAGUUCGGCAGCAGCUGUAGGUAUUCCUUCUCCUCAAAACUCGACAAGCACACAGCACACUCUGCUUCACAAUCUUCUUCUAAAUUAUUCUCUUUUCCCUUACUGUACUGUAUUGUCAAUACUGCGAAUGGUCUCUGAACAGGAUGGAAUCUAUGCUGCCUUCUAGGUUGGGACCCAGCUGGCGUUACUGGACGAGGAAGCCGCCACCAGCAUCCCUUCAUUGCCAGAGCGAAAAUCGAGAAUGAGACGGCCAAUACUGCAAACACCACGAAGCCGUAGAAGAUGGUAAGCAUCUUUGCUUCUUCGUGAACUGAACCUUGCUGAAUAUUCUUAUGGAUGAAAAUAUAUUGGAAGUCUAGGAAACUAAAUGGAAGGUUAUAGCUAAGCUAGCUAGCGAGCCGCAGUAGAGAAUCAUGCUGGACUGGACUUUGCCACUUUGGUAAUGGUGUUUAAGCAUCUGUUGGAAGAUUCAUCAUUUUGUUUAAGGAUGCAUAGGAAAGUCGAGCGUUGGUGAAGCCGUCAUCAUAUAUUGGUGCCGAGUUAUAUGUUGAAAAGGAAUCAUUGACGCCCACUGCCACAUUGGAGCUUCUUUUUUUGCAAGUAUGAAUGAUGUGUGACUUUUGAUUUUAUCGCCCUACCCAUUUAACGCUCCCAUUGAAGGCAUGAUCAAUUUCUUUUACCAGACGUGCAACACAAGCUCGAGAUAUUGAGACCAGGCUUCAGAAAGCAGUGAAUUCCUCCUCCUCCCUUUACCAUCCACAAUAAAGCGGGGGAGGAUAUCGGUUUGUAGCGAUGCUGGAGUUCUGGCUGCGGUAGGUGCCAGAUUUGGUGUGGUGAUUAGAGACUUUAAUGGAAUGUUUUUGCCGGGCGGCAAAGAAAAUCCGUGGGAUAUGGGUGGCCGAAGCGGAAGAUUUGCCUAAAACAAAAAUGUAUACAACUAAAGUAGUAAACUCAAGGGCGGAGCUAGAGGCCCCUUAUAUUUGGAUAGUAAUAGUAUACUAGCUUGUAACCCGACCCGUUGGUCGGAGGAGCUGAGCCGAAUAUUGAAUUAUUGGGAUAACCCGUAGAUUCAACCAUUAAGCUAAAUUGGUCUAAUGGUGAGUACCGCCUAGCAUAUCCCUAAUAAUCAUACCAAAGUGAAUAUAUUGGAACAUAAACAGUACAUCAAAAGUUGGUACAACCAUGAAGUUAGACCAUUAAAAACAUACCAAUGAAAUUGAAUAGCAUCGAAAAACUUCAACUUCAUUAUAUAAUUACAUGAGAUCAGAAAGAGAACACCAUUAAUUUGAUUUAUAAAACUUUCAUCUUGUCGUCAUUGUGCUUUCUGGUUUUUGUCAGGCCAUGAUAAAAUCUAAGGAAAUCAAGAACGAACAACACGAUUUGGGAUAGGAACCGCCGUUGUCGUAUUCCUAGAGAAUGGUGGUAAACACGGACUCACCUGCCAAACUGGUUUGGAUUGAGAUUUUUAUCGGGUAUCAGGGAACCAUGUGAUUAUAAAUUAGACUUGAUCAAAACGGGCCAAAACUUAAAAUUCAGCCUGUUUGACCGACACAUGCAAAAUCCUAAUUAUUCGUUACUUUUAAACUUUCUAUUUGAAAAUAAAAAAUAGUGAAAGAAAAUAGAUGACUGCAAUUCGCCAUUUGCACAUCACUUAUUCGGGAAUAAAACCAUAGAAAUUCAAAAGAAACUGAAAAUGUUUAGGAUCGUUUUAAUGUUUAAAAUAACCAAAUAGAUCUUUCUGUUUAGUUUUUUACUAACAAAUACCAAACGAUUCCCUAUAAAAUACACUAUAAUUUUAUCAUUAUGAUAUCAAAUAAUUAUAUAAUAUAUAUUUGAAAUGAUAAAAAUUGGACUAAUUGGGUUGGUCGAGAUUGAACCAUUGAAUAACUUUAAACUACAUUAUAUUUUAGCCACUAAAAUAUAAAAUAAUAUAAUAAUAUAUAUUAUGCUAGAGAAAAUAGCUUGUUUUAGAAUGUCAAACCAAUGAUGUUCAUUUGUUUUACUUGAUGGCCAAAUCCGGUGUAGGUCAGGCCCAUUCAACUCUUUUAUUUUAUGGUUAGCGGUUAGCCCUUUAGAUACCAUGCAUUAGUUUAUUGUUAAAUUUUUUUUAUUUUUAGCAUAAAAAGAAGUAUUGUUUUUGCCUUUUCAUAUAUAUUUUAUCACCACGGAGAAAUACAAGGGCUUAAAGAAAAAAAUUGACACUCCUGAACCCGUUUAAAUCGGCAUGUGUACGGUAAGUUGGCCCGAUCCACAGAGGAAAGAGAAAAAAAUUAACACUACCUAUUCUACCCUUCCUACAAACGCUCAUGGAGCAGGGAAUUUGAAAUGGGGGGAAGGGGCUUUUCCUCCCUGCUAUUAUAUGUUUUUGAUUUAAAAGGAUACAACAAAUGUACUUAGUGUGAUUGGUUAUGUUCCUUGCUUUUCUUUAAAAUGGACAUGGUACGAAUCCCAGUACGUGUCUUUUUAAUGAAUAAAAAAAAAUUAAUUGUGAAGACCAAAAUGUCCUUCCUACUUUCACUCUCGUUGCAGGAAAUUUGAAAUGGGGCUCCCGUUUUUCCCUUCGGUGUAUUAUAUUAUGUGUAGAUGUAAAUAACGAUAGUUAAACUAUAAACUUUAAUGUCAACCGUCAAAUCUUCUAACAUAUAACUAAUGAUUAAUAUUAUCUACUAAGUUCUACAUUAAUCUAUUCUAGCUUAUCAAGAAGAAUAAGAGGUAUGGUAUUAUUAGAGGAAAUCAUUAUUUUUUUUUAUGACAACAACAGGCAGAAGAGAAAAUUAGUUUCCAUCAACGCAUUUGCUUGUGAAAAUAGCUAGAUUUAAUUGUUACUGCCAGUAGUCAAUGCACAAGUAACAUUUUCUGCAUUGAAACGAUUGACAAGCCUUCACAUCAAGUGAAUUGAAAUUGUGAAUGGUUAUUUGGUAGUAGGUUAAGAGUAAAAUUUUGGUAUUUAGUCGAUUCACGCGGUUUUAGGAUAAUUUUACAAUAUGAAAAAUGAUACCUUAUAUGUGAUUUUUUAUGACACCCCUUAAAUAUAAUAAUGACAACAUGAGUAAACCGUAUACUCGUCAAUUAAAUUUUAAAAAUGAAUUGCUACAAAAAUAUCGUUUUCAAAAAAUGGAUUAGUUCAAGAUGUAACCAAAAACGAAAAAGUACAAGUAAACCCAAGGGUGGAGAUAGAGACUUACAAAGGGUUCCAUGUUACCCUUAGAUUUGGAUAGUAAUAGUAUGUUAAUAACGAAAGUUAAACUCCAAAUUUCAAUGUCAAUCGUUAAAUAUUCUGUCAUACAACUACAAUGAAUUGUAUAAUUAAUUUUAUAUUCUAAGUUCUGCAUUAAUAUAUUCUAGCUUAUCAAGAAGAAUAACAGUAUAGUAUUAUUAGAGGAAAUAAUUAAUUUUUUAUAUAUAAUAGCAACAGUUAGAAGAGAAACUUAGUUCCUAUCAAUGUAUUUGUUUUUGAAAAUAGAUUUAAUUGCUAUUACUAGUAGUCAAUACGCAAGUAACAUUUUCCAUAACGAAACUAUUAACAAGCCUUUGCAUCAAGUGAACUGGAAUUGUAAAUAAUUAUUUUGUGGUACAUUAAGCGGGAAAUAUGUGUGUUUGUUUGAUUAAUAUAAUUUUAGAAUAUGAAAAAUGAGACUAUAUAUGUGAUUUUUUAUGGCACCUCCUUAAAUAAAAUGGAUCAUUUCAAAAUUUAUCGAAAACAAAAUGGAUAAUCUCAAAAUUUAGCAAGAACAAAAAUGAGUUGGGGGGACAUGGUUGCCGACAACAACCACACGUUUUUUGGUGUCUGCAUGACUGCGGGCCGGGGGAGAGCCAACCACACCGCCGAUACAACACAACGAUGACAUUUAGUAAAUACAUUAAAUGAGU